AUGAGCGAAGCUGGUCCAAAGCUCUACACCAACAAGCCAAAGAAAGCUCAGCUGAAGCAAGUCCAGGGACAGAAGAAAGUGACAAACUUGUCUCCACCAGCAGCAACCCCUGCAGCCCCGGCAUCAGCUGCUGCAGCGUCGUACAAGAUGGGCGGCGGUUCUCAGCCGCCGACGACCCCUCCUCCACCACCUCCGCCAUCCUCUCAGCCUCCAAGGGAGUCCUUUGCUAAGCGUUACAAGUUCAUGUGGCCCCUUCUUUUGGCUGUCAAUUUCUCUGUUGGAGCUUACCUGUUCAUGAGAACAAAGAAGAAAGACACAGAUGAAGUUGAAGAUACUGCAACCACCUUACCCUCAACUGUCGUGGCAGCACCUGUGGUGAUCCCUCGGGAACCCAUUCCUGAGAAUCAGCAACGUGAACUGUUCAAAUGGAUGCUGGAAGAGAAAAGGAAGAUCAAACCGAAAGAUUCGGAAGAGAAGAAGCGCCUCGAGGAAGAAAAGGCUGUUCUUAAACACUUCAUUCGAGUGAAAUCGAUCCCUAGCAUCUAG
Molecule: messenger RNA, 546 nt
Organism: Linum trigynum
Lineage: Eukaryota; Viridiplantae; Streptophyta; Magnoliopsida; Malpighiales; Linaceae
Source: the annotation of a GenBank genome assembly